This is a messenger RNA of Candoia aspera, 2281 nucleotides long. RefSeq names its product carnitine O-acetyltransferase-like. Gene Ontology annotation, molecular function: carnitine O-acetyltransferase activity. Gene Ontology annotation, biological process: carnitine metabolic process, CoA-linked. Gene Ontology annotation, cellular component: peroxisome. Bases 83 to 1969 code for a protein of 628 amino acids. The transcript has 14 exons. Lineage: Eukaryota; Metazoa; Chordata; Lepidosauria; Squamata; Candoiidae. The record is from RefSeq and is a predicted model, not a curated record.
AACCGGGUCAGCUGGGACUCCGCUUUUCUCGCCCACCCCUUGCAAACCCUGGGCUUUCAGGAGGGCGCAUGGGACUCUGGCAAUGGGAAGGUGGAGGCUGAUGUGGCGGCCGUGGGGCUGCGGCAAGAGCAGCCUCUCGGUACCUACGGUGCUCCACUACCGAAAUGUCUCUUCCUUUGUCCUGCCCCGGCAACCUGUGCCGUCGUUGGCUCAAACCAUGGGCCAAUACCUGCGCUCCCUUGAGCCCCUGGUGAGUCCCAAGGACCUGGAGCAGACGCGGCAGCUGGUGGCGGCAUUUGAGGCCCCGGGUGGAGAAGGCGAGAGGCUCCAGGUGCGGCUGAAAUGCCGGGCGGCUCGCAUGGAGAACUGGAUCAGAGAUUGGUGGAUUCAGACAGCCUAUUUGGAGAAUCACCUUCCCCUUGUUGUCCACUCAAGCCCAGCGGUUGUCUUGCCCAGGCAGGAUUUCAAUGACUGGAGAGGACAAUUGAGGUUUGCAUCGAAACUCAUUGCUGGAGUGCUGGAUUUCAAGGCCAAGAUUGACCACCAGACCCUGCUGGUUGAGUAUUCCCACGGCCACCCGCUCAGCAUGGACUGCUAUUCUCGCCUCUUUGCCUCCUGUCGACUGCCUGGGCGAAAACGUGACUCUAUAUUACUGCCUCCACCUGGACGAAAACCUCCCAGUUAUAUUACUGUUGUUCGCAACUUCCAGUUCUUCCGGCUCGAAGUAUACAACAGCGAUGGGACGCCCCUGACCAUUGACCAGCUCUAUUUGCAGCUUCUGAAAAUCCGCUCCCAUUCUUGGAAGUUGAAUAAAGAGCCCUUGGGAGUCCUCACCAGCGACCACCGACAUACCUGGGGAGAGGCCUUUGCUACUCUCAUGAAAGACAAGCUGAACCAGGAAUCAGCUCUCACGAUCCAGCGUAGCCUCUUCACAGUCUGCCUGGAUGCCCCUAUCCUGAAGGUGUCGGACGCUAACACCCAAAGCCGCUUGGCAGCUCAAAUGCUGCAUGGGGGAGGGAGCUAUUCCAACAGCGGCAAUCGCUGGUUUGACAAGACGCUGCAGUUCAUUAUCGGAGAAGAUGGCACCUGUGGAGUCCUUUAUGAACAAGCCAUUGCUGAGGGGCCACUGAUUGCCACUGUCAUUGACUACGUCCUUGAUUAUUGCAAAGAUCCAAUCAUGGUACGCAGCCCACUGAUCCCUCUGCAGUUGCCCCAAAAGCUCUAUUUUUCCAUCACUCCAGAAGUCAAACGUGACCUUGAAUGUGCAAAGCAGAACCUGGAUGUCCUCAUCAGCGACCUGGACAUCCGCUGUUUCACAUAUGAUGGUUUUGGCAAGGAGUUUCUCAAAAGGCAGAGGUUGAGCCCUGAUUCCAUUGUGCAGGUAGUGCUGCAGCUGGCGCAUUACAGAGCACACGGGAAGUUGUGUCCCACCGCAGAGUCAGCCUCGCUUCGUCGCUUCCAUCAGGGCCGGACAGAAAUCAUCCGGUCUGCUACCUCGGCUGUGCUGGCCUUUGCCCAGGGAAUGGCUGAUGACAAGUGUCAGGCUCCUGAAAGAUUAUCUCUCCUGAAGCAAGCAGCUGAAUUCCACAGCACCCUCACAGAUCAGGCUCUGGAUGGGCAAGGCAUCGACUGCCAUUUGCUUGGACUGAAAAUGGAGGCCAUAGCGGAUGGCUUCCAUGUACCUGAGCUUUUUAUGGAUAUUUCCUACACCAUGGCCUCAUACUGGAAACUCUCCACAGGACAGGUUGCUGCCCGCACGGAUUGCAUGAUGUGUUAUGGGCCGCUUGUGCCUGACGGCUAUGCUGUUUGCUACAACCCUUUGCCUUCCCAUAUUAAUUUUGCCGUCACUGCCUUCAACUGCUGUGAGGAAACCAACGCCACUUACUUAGCCGACAACAUCCAGAACGCCCUGGCUGAUGUGGGGGCCUUGCUGGGGGACUUUGGAGAGGGCCACCCUGAAGGACUUUGAGAAAUGUUUUGUACUUGUUUGGCUUCACUUCCGACCUCAGCGUGACUGACAGCAUCCUCUCGACAUUGGCCAACUCAUUACUCAUCGUUGAGAAGUCCCCAGUCUCAUCCUUGCCUUCCUUGGUGCCGAAGCUUGGGAUGCAGCAUCCUUCAGAGCACUCCUAAUUCGUAAUGCCCUUUGCCACCUCUAGCAGGGAUUUGUGGGAAGGUGGCUGUCCUUUUUUAUAUACAUACAUACAUCUUCUAAAUUCAAGGUCAGAUCUAAUUUAUUUCCAGAAUAAAGAAAUUUAAAAUAUAUGUUUCAGGAAAAGUC